AUGCUCUGCGUUCCGCUGCUGCUCACUGGGCUCAGUGGGCUCCAGGAAGGCGUCGAUUCUGAAAGACUACGUGAGCAAAUUACAAUUCCAGAGAAGAUACGGUCACUGUAUAGUGAAGGAUUUGUAUCACAUGUGUCCUACAACAUUGUAAUUGAAGGGAGAACAUAUACUGUGAACCUAAUGCAGCGUUUUUGCCACUACCAAGGGUAUACUAAAGGUUAUCCAAAGUCUGUGGUGACCAUUAGCACAUGUGCUGGACUGGGCUUAAUACAGUUUGAAAAUACAAGUUAUAGAAUUGAGCCCUUGGAGCCUUCAACUGGUUUUGAACACAUAAUUUAUCAAGUUAAACCUAAGAGUGCAGGCAUUUCUUUAUAUACAGAGAAGGAUGCUGAGUCAAGAGAAGUGCCCUAUAUACAAAGCAUAGAGCCUUUUACAGAGUUAACUCAGUAUUUAGAAAUGCAUGUUGUAGUCAAAAAAAAUAUGUGUACUCAUAUGGGUUCUGAUUCAGGUGUUGUUAUUCAAAAAAUCUUCCAGUUGAUGAGAUUGACUAAUGCUAUUUUUUCUUCAUUUAAUAUUAGAAUAAUUCUAUCUUCAUUGGAGCUUUGGAGAAAUGUAAAUAUAAUUACAGUAACCAGAGAUGCUAAUGACUUAUUACACAGAUCAAAAUGGAAAAGAUCAUAUCUUGUUUUGCGUUCACACAAUGUAGCAUUUUUACUUGUUUACAGAGAAAAAUCAAAGUGUGUUGGUACAACCUUUCAAGGGAAGAGGUGUGACAAUCAGUAUGGAGGAGGUGUUGCUCUGUAUCCCGGAAGCUUAAAUCUGGAAUCACUUGCAGUUAUUAUGGCUCAACUGCUGAGCGUCAGUAUGGGAAUAGCUUAUGAUGACAUUAACAAAUGCCAGUGCUCAGGAGCUAUCUGCAUAAUGAACCCAGAAGUGAUUCAUUCCACUGGUGUGAAGAGCUUUAGUAACUGCAGCAUGGAGGAUUUUGCACAUUUUAUUUCAAAGCCAAGUUCCCAGUGUCUUCGAAAUCAGCCACGCUCAGAUCCACCAUACAAAGCUGCCGUCUGUGGCAACAGGGAAGUAGAACAAUGAGAGCAAUGCGACUGUGGGAGUGAGGAGGACUGUGCUUCUUUGCCAGCCUUGUGCUGUGAUUCCAAGACGUGUACACUGACAGUAGGUUCAGUCUGCGCCUCAGGACCAUGCUGUACAGGCUGUCAGUACGCACAGAAAGGAAAAGAAUGUAGGUCUGCCUCUGGUGAAGGUGAUCUCCCUGAAUACUACAACGGAUCCUCUGCCUCAUGUCCAGCAAACCUUUUUGUCCAGGAUGGCCAUCCGUGUGGAGAGAAUCAGUGGCUCUGUGUCAGUGGGCUCUGUGUCAGCAGCACAACACAAUGCCAGGAUACAUUUGGUGAAGGUUCAACUUUUGGUCCUCCAGAGUGCUAAUCUGUCCUUACUCAUU
Messenger RNA from Manis javanica (Malayan pangolin), 1459 nucleotides. RefSeq names its product disintegrin and metalloproteinase domain-containing protein 2. Gene Ontology annotation, molecular function: metalloendopeptidase activity. Lineage: Eukaryota; Metazoa; Chordata; Mammalia; Pholidota; Manidae. Gene Ontology annotation, biological process: cell adhesion; male gonad development; binding of sperm to zona pellucida. The record is from RefSeq and is a predicted model, not a curated record. Gene Ontology annotation, cellular component: plasma membrane.